GAGGCCCAGGAAGUGACGGCCCGGCCGGUGGUCCUUCUGGAGUCGGUGUAGUUCGCGGCGCCACCUGUGCGGCCUCCGCGUUCCUGGGCGAUGGAGAAUGGAGCGGUGUACGGCCCCACCACUGAGGAGAACCCGGGCCCUGCCAGGGGCGGCCGGAGCGGCCUGGCCGCCUACUUCUCUCUAGGCCGGCUUCGGUUGCAUCGGCGCCUGUUCAAAGUCUUGCAGCUGUUGCUGUCUCUGCUGGCCUUCGUCUGCGAGGAAGUCGUGUCACAAUGCACUUUGUGUGGAGGACUUUACUUUUUUGAAUUUGUGAGCUGCAGUGCCUUUCUCCUGAGUCUCCUCAUUCUGAUUGUGUACUGCACUCCAGUUUAUGACAGAGUCGAUGCUGUCAAAGUCAAGUCAUCGGAUUUCUAUAUUACUUUGGGCACAGGAUGUGUGUUUUUGUUGGCAUCCAUCAUUUUCGUCUCCACACAUGACAGGACCCCAGCUGAGACAGCUGCCACUGUGUUUGGAUUCCUAGCAAGUUUUAUGUUCCUGUUUGACUUUGCCAGUAUGGUCUGGGAGAAACGACAGGAGUCCCAGAUGAGAAAACCUGAGGCUACCAGGAGGACAGAGGCCACUGAACCACUUAAUGCUUAAGGACCUAGGGAAUGGGUGUUGCAUAAGGUAUCAGCUGCGUAAUGCCUGAGCCCUGGCACAAACUCUUGUAGAAUUUAUGUAAUGGUUAAACCACUUCUUUGGGGGAACAAGGGGAAGGGCAGGAAGGCACUUUUGUCGAUAUUGGACUCUGUGUCAGUCACCACAAAUUAGGCCAGAGAACUUGUUGUUUCAAAAAAAAAUGUAUUUAAAUAACAGUUAAAACUUCUGUCAAAUGAAAUGGUUUUGUUUCUGUUUCGGAGGACAGUUGUUUCUUUAAAUCACAUAGCUCAACUGAUGAUCUUUUAUUCUGUCAUUGAAAUACCCAGGCUUUACUGUAUCUCACUCAGCCUUAAAAUUAUAUUGUAACGUUUUAGGAUAAUUAUUAUUAACUCUUUCUGAGACCUUUUCUAGCAUAAUAGAAACUGUAUGGGAGGUGUUGUUGUUUUAUACGUAGAAAAGAAACAAUAUCAGAAACCCUAUGUUUAUACUGCACUUUGUUGUUGAUAAGCGAAAAAAAAAAAA
This is a messenger RNA of Puma concolor (puma), 1161 nucleotides long. RefSeq names its product CKLF like MARVEL transmembrane domain containing 6 (gene CMTM6). Gene Ontology annotation, cellular component: membrane. The record is from RefSeq and is a predicted model, not a curated record. NCBI's taxonomy places the organism in Eukaryota, Metazoa, Chordata, Mammalia, Carnivora, Felidae.